CGUGCACAUACAGGAGGCUCUGCAGCCGAGUAGUCGCCACGCGCCUGCGCCGACAGCUCAGUCAUUCGCCAGUCGCACGCCGUCCAGAGAGCAGACAAGGUCACAGCUCGGCAAACAGUCCAUCCCUUAGACGUGAGCAAAGGGAGGGGGAGUUCGAGGUUCCACGGAAGAAAAUAAAUGCCUGUUGCAACGCGAAUACGCUUGGUAUGGCGUAGGUGGAGCGACGUGUGGAGUGCUUCUUCAGAGGCUGGCACUUCUUCGCGUCACAGCGCCGCGAGUGAGCCUGCAAAGGCGGCCCAGGAACAGGCGAGCUGAGUGAAUCAGAGCCCCCGGCUGAGCACCGGGCUCGCCGCAUUACACAAAGGAGAAAGCCGGCGUCUCCUGUCAAGCAUCGGGCUCAGUUAUAAUGUUACUGCCUUUGUUUUUGCCCCUCAUCGGGGCCUUGACUGUUAAGGGCGACUUCUUCCAGCUGGACAGCCUCUCGAACAUAUCGAGAUACUACCUAAAUUAUGUCUACUGUAAUAUCUGGGAGGAGGAGUGCCAGUCGCAACAAGAGGAUCCCACCAUCCAAGUGCCCACUGGAGAUUUUUGGUCUUUGCUUACCGCAGAUUAUAUUCAAGUACUGUCUGAACUGUACUGCAGCUUUGGUCAGUGUUGUGAUAACGGAGACUGCAGAAUUCUCAAUAAUGUUACAGGUCUGGAGAAAGAUUUAGAGGAAAAGUUACAUGGACAGCAUUUGGCAAAGGAGGUGGUAGUAAAUGCAGUAAGAGGUUUUUUAAAGAAUUCCAUGCCAGAUAAAGCUCUGGCCCUUUCAUUCCAUGGAUGGUCUGGUACUGGAAAGAAUUUUGUGGCACGCAUGAUUGCAGAAAAUCUGUAUCGUGGAGGUGUGAAAAAUGAAUGUGUCCGCUUGUACAUCGCACCCUUCCAUUUCCCACACGCAAAGCUUCUGGAUGUGUAUAGGGUACAAUUAAUGGAGGGAAUCAAAACUACAGUUCAAAACUGCCAGCAAGCCCUCUUCAUAUUUGAUGAAGCAGAGAAAAUGCACCCUGGCCUCCUGGAUACCAUCAAGCCAUACAUGGACUAUUACGAUAAUGUUGAUGGAACUGAUUUCAGAAAGUCCAUCUUCAUCUUUUUAAGUAACAUAGGUGGAUCUGCAAUCAACGAAUUGGCCUUGGAUAUUUGGCAUUCUGGACAGGACAGAGAAGAUAUUGCCAUGGAUGAUUUGGAACCAAGGCUGCGAAAUGAUGUACUAGAAUCACAGGGUGGAUUUUCACAGAGCCGGCUGGUUUCAGGAAACCUGAUUGAUUUCUUUGUGCCCUUUCUUCCAAUGGAAUACCGACACGUUAAACUAUGUGCUCGUGAUGCUUUCCGGGCUCGAGAAGUUGACUACACGGAACAGAUGUUGGAUGAGGUAGCAAAAGGGAUGGUGUAUUUUCCAAAAGAAGAAAAACUGUUCUCUACUCAGGGCUGCAAAUCUGUUCCUCAGCGAAUUAGCUUCUUUUUGCCAUGACCAUCCUUACAAAUAGCACUUUGCCAUGCGACACGUUUUCCUUAAUUUUUGUAAGGAAAAGCUCCAGGCCUUUUUUUCUUUAAGGUGUUUUUAUUUGGAUCUGGCUCUAAGCUAGAAUGGUGGGUCAAUUUGAGUUCUACGUACUUUCACCAAGUUGACUGUUGCAGGGGUACAAAAAAUUGUGUAGUGUUUACACAAGCAAAGCUAUAUUUUAAAAAUAUAAAGAGAAGAAUUCUUGAAUGACUGAGGGUAACAUUUCUGCCCUGUGGAUCAGGACGGAGUAAAAAUCAGCCAGAAGCAAAAAGAUGUAAAAAUUGGCUGUUGGAUGAAUUCAACAAAGUCGUGGAAAAUGUGACAUUGAUACAUAAUGAAGCCACCAUGCUUAAAACUUUAAGAGUUUCCAUCAAGUACCGUUUGAGGCAGUUAUAGCAUAACCACAAUGUAAUUCAGAGUCCAAACUGUUUUAUUUGGAGCAUGAAUUAUCAAUCCCCUUUUUAUGAAUUAUUUAUUUUAUUUUUAUGUAUUUUUAUGCAAAUGAAUGCAGAAAUGAAUGAAUAAGUAGGUUAGUAAGUGCGUAACGAGUAUUUCCUUGGCAUUGACACACUCUUGUUGUUGGCAACUAAAUCCAAAAUGAAGGUUUUGCGUUGUCACCUUACUUUUAUAUUUGCUAUCAUAUCAUGUUCCCCGGGAAUUCUGUUUUUACUCCCUCAUCCCAAAGAUGUGCCUGUUAGGUACAUUGGACUUUUAUUAAGUGUGCCCCACAACGCAGAACUGGAUAAGCAGGUUUCAGUGUGUAUGGAUGGAUGUGAGGAACCAUAAAUUGUGUGCACGUCCUCUAAUGAAGCCUUAGGACAUUCCCUUAUUUGGUUUUUGCUGCGGUGUCUGUAGCAGCGCAAGUUUCUUGUAGCAGGCGGUUGGUUUAAACAGAAGAACACGUAUGCCAGGCAAAGUCACUCGGCCGAACACCAGGUUAGCCUCGAAGAUUGGGAUACUGCAGGAGUUUUAACACCAAGUCAAAACUUAAUAGGGCUGCCUCUCCAUUUUUAAUAUUUUAUAAAGAUCAACACUCUUUUAACUGGGUGGCACAGUGGUAGCGCUGCAGCCUCGCAGUUAGGAGACCCGGGCUCGCUUUCUGGGUUCUCACCGUGUCUGUGAGGGUUUCCUCCCACAGUCCAAAGACAUGCAGGUUAGGUGCAUUGGUGGUCCUAAAUUGUCCCUAGUGUGUGCUUUGUGUGUGCCCUGUGGUGGGCUGGCACCCUGCCUGGGAUUUGUUCCUGCCUUGCGCCCUGUGCUGGCUGGGAUUGGCUCCUGCAGACCUCCAUGACCCUGUGUUAGAAUAUAGUGGGUUGGAAACUGACUGACACUUUUAAUUACAGUAAUACACAUGGACACAGCUAUGUUUAACUAAUUAUGAUUAAUUCCAGUCGGACAAGAAUGAACGCUGUAAGUGGAAUGCACUAGAGCGGCCAAUUGAGCUGAAAUAAAUGCAUGCAGCUGGCGCCCUGCCUAGGGUUUGUUUCCUGCCUUGCGCCCAGUGUUAGCUGGGAUUGGCUCCAGCAGACCCCCGUGACCCUGUAGUUAGGAUAUAGCGGGUUGGAUAAUGGAUGGAUGGAUAAAUGCAUGCAAGGCACUAUAUGUUUAAGUGCAGCACCAAUUGCUUUAAAUCACUGUUGACUUUGCUUUAAUACUGGACUCACUCUGCGUUUAGUUAUUUUAGAAACAUCACAAGUCCACGUUCUCGAAAUGCUUUAGAGCUGCUUUUAUGUUUUGUCCCAAGAUUUUUUUAUUUAGGCAAGUAAGACACAAAUAUUUUGAGGCAGUGUUGUUAUACUCUAAUCAGUGGCGACGUGUGACAUGUUGAUUAGCACACGCAAGUAAGGAUUUACACAUUGACAGUAAUAACCCUAGUGACCUACACGAGGCAUAGCCACAUAAAGCUGACGGUAUAAAGUAGAUCUGCCACUCCUAACAAUUAUAAUAAUUAGUUUAAUUUAUAUAAUGCUUUACUAGCUGCUCAAAGCACUUUACACAGACAGAGGGGAACCCCCCCUAAUGUGUAGCACCCCCUGGCCAUUACUGCACCAGUACGCUUACCACACAAUAGCUAUUAGGUGGUGAAGGGGUGAGAGACAUACAAGUAGCCGAUUAGAGACAGACCAUGAUAAGGUGGGCCAGAAUGGCUGGUUUCACUCAAACCGUAUGAUGUUGUGGCCGAUGUGUUAAUACUGACGCAGUUUAUCAAAACCACAUAUUGACGUUGCAAGUUAUCUGGAGGCCAAGCUCAGCAGUAAUUGGUAUUUGCAUAAUCAACUUUUCUUUCUCAUCCUGACUCUUCAGCUUUUACUUCUCUAAAUUGGUGUAUCCUCGGUAUUGGACCUUUUCAAGUCAAAAAUGCUCAGAUUAUGUGAGUAAUAUACCCUUUUGCACUGAGCCGACCGGCUGUUUGUAUCUGGUAUCUGAGUAAUAGAAAAUUGUGCAACAUUUCAGAGUGAAGCCUGCUUGUCCGUUCUGUUUUUAUUUUUUUUUUAGAAAACAAGAUUUGUUUAUUGUGAGGUUUUGGUGCCAGAAACAGCAGAAGGCAUCAAAGUAUUUACUACUUUAACCAGGCAGCUCAUAAUCAAUAUCAAGAUAUUUUUAAGCAAUCUUAAAUGCAAAAUCAUCAGUGUUCUUCUCACUACGUAUGCAACUAAUUUGUCAAUAUUGUUUACUCUUUUUCUGUGAGUGUUUCACCAAUGAAGUCUGAAUUAGGUGGUGGUAGCAUCUGUAAAGUGCUCUGAGUGGAUAAAUGGUGUACAAAAUAUCAAAAGAGCAGGGUAAAGGGUCGCAGUCAUCCCUGUUUAUUAAUAAGCAUGCCAGUUUCUCCAAAAAAAUCAAAAGUUGACCACUAGGGUCAGUGGUGGGCGCUGUGGUCACUCGAGAUGCCGACUUCCAGAGUCGUCCGAUUUUAAAUGGAGAGACUUUUCGUUUGGAGGCGUUGGCCUCAGUAGUCUUCCUGUCUGGAAUGUUCUUCUCUGAUGGUGAAAGUUGUUAGAAACGGCACUACCUUGAUCUCCAUUUCUCAAAAAUCCCUAAGCGCAUGUCUGUCGAUUAUUGGUUUUUCACCUUUAACAAGAAACCCAUUGUGUUGAUAUAUACCUGCGUUUUUAUCGAUGAAAUAAAUGUUGGUGUUUUCAUUGUGGAUCUGUCCACAUGACACUUUUUGCUGUUAUACUAGCAAUAUCAAGUGUUGCGCAAAUAGGAUGCUAGCGACAUCGACAUUUUCACGUCUCUUUUUUUGCUCUUUAUUUCGCCUUAUACAGUUUCUUGUAUUAGGAAUUUGUUAGUUUUCACAUACCCCUUGGGGUCAGAGCACAGGGUCAGCCAUUGUACAACGCCCCUGGAGCAAUUACAGGUUAAGGGCCCAGCAGAGUAGGAUCUCUUUUGGCAGUGACGGGGAUUCGAACCGGCAACCUUCGGGAUACCAGUGCAGAUCCUUAGCCUCAGAGCCACCUCUCCGGUACAAGUUUUAGGGUACAAGUUUAAUUUAUUUUUAGAAUGGCAGAGGAAGAUUGCAUGAAGUAUGAGGCUUGCUGAAGACGAGGUUAGAAUUGUUCGGCACGAUGGCACAGUGGUAGUGCUGCUGCCUUGGGUUCUUAUCUCAGGUGUUCCCUACUUGGACUGUGCAUGUUCUCCCAGAGUCCAAAGGCAUGCAGGUUAUGUAGAUUGGUGAUGCUAAGUUGGCCCUUGUGUGUGUGUUCACCCAACAAAGAAAGGGAAAAGUUUUUUUGUGGGUAACAGACAUGACAGUGUUUCCCAUAGAAUGGGAGCCAAUGGUGACCAACAACUUGCAAUGACAAACAAUUAAGGGAUGUUCCUGCCUUAAGCCUGGUGCAUGCUGGGAUAGGCUGUAGCUUCUCCAUGUAUAAGGGGGUAGACUGACAGAUCAGAGUCUUUAUUUCAGUCUUAGUUUAAUUGAUGAUACAUCUCAAUAUUUGUUCCAGGGAGUUUUUAUAAAAGUCAGACUUGCUGAAUAUCUACAAACCGUUUGAAGAGUUUAUAACACAAACAUACGCCAUACUUAACUAACAGUUAGAAAAGCACUUUGUGCAUCACAAAUGCGUAUUAUUUUUUCUUUAAAACUCUUUGAGGGCUGAAUAUUUUUUCCAAAAAACAAUGGUUUCACACAGAAAUCAACAUAAAACAUCUGUUGCUGCAUGCUGUGGCUGCCAGUUUGCCAAGAAUGUGCAUCAGGCUCUCUUUGCGUGGCUGGGAGAAAGUCGCAGUGCAUUGCAAUCUGGUUUCUACCUCUUAUCAUUGUUAAGUGGCAGUCCUUCCUGGCAAAUAAUGUCAGUACAACAAUUAGCUGGGAACCAAUCAUCUGAAGCUGGAACCUCACAUUCAUUUUCGAUCACUUGUGUCAAAAUCUGAGUCUGACAAGUCAUAGUCCAGUUCAGAGAUAAUAGGCAAAACGUCGUCCACGAAGUAUUGUGCUUUACGCAUUCGCUUUGAUCUUUCGCAAAAUGUCAGUGCCAUUUUUGCCGUUGUUUGCGCCUUGCUACUCAUGCGAGUGCAGGAAAUCUUGGUCAUACCAAUGAAUCUAACUUUCCUUCUCGCAACGAGAGUCCAACUAAAACAUAACGGGUGGUUUUGUCACAGUUUACAGUCGAUUAGCAUCGUCAACUCCAAGUCGACAUCAGCCCUGAAAGAGUUAAAAUCAGAGCGAACCUGAUGCUCAGCCACCUAAAAUGCUUAUGUCAAUGCAAUUUGCCACCUCCUCUGACAAUGAGGAUAUAGCUGUGUUAUUAAAUUUAUUUCACUACCAAAGGUACUCCUGCAGAAAUCCAGUCUGCAAGUCGAAACUAUCAUAUAGAUUUGUUUCCAUUUCUGUUUCAAUUGCAUGUUCAAUCCACUAAAGAGCUGCUUCAUUUUUGUGGAAAUUAGGAUUGGAGGCAAUUUAAUCUGUGGAUUUCUGUUCGUGACGCCAUUCAACUUGACAUGCAAUGCACAUGACAGAUUCUGUGACUGUGCUUAGGUUUUAUUUAUUUCAACUGUUCUUGUUGUAUAUAAUGAUUCAUUUUAUGAAAACCUGUAGCUGCAUCUGGUUCCUCUAGGAAGUCAUUGUAAGGUGUAUGUGUGUACCGGCAGGCAGUCCCCGUUUGUUACAUUCCUGUAAAUGCAAUGAAACACAAGUCUUUAUUAUUUAAUACAACAAGUGAUCUGAAUUUGCAUGUCUGUAUCAUGUUUGCUUAUUUUGUUGUUCUUUUUGGAGAGUUGGCUUGAGGUAAAGAUGUCUGUUUAAAGAAUGAGCAGUACUAACUUGAAGGUAUAUUUAUGUUUAUAUGCUUAGCAGAGGAAUUUUUCCAAUGGAGGCCAACAUAUUUGAGUAAACUGCAGUCUGGGAACGAGUGUGACAGGCCAUGGAGGAGAAAAUCGAUCAUCCCAAGCGAAGGUAGAGCUCAGAACAAAAUACAAGUCCUAGAUCUACAAAACCUAGCAGCUAAUAUAAUUUAGACCAGGGGUGCCCAAUUCCGAUUCUGGAGGGCCACAACGACUGCACGUUUUCAUUCUAACUCUUACCCUAAUCAGUGACCAGUUUUCAUUGUUAAUUAACUCCUUUUCCCUUCAUUUUAAUAGCCCUGUUUUUAAGGAUUCAGUCCUCUGAAUUGAUUCUUUUGAUCAUUAAAUGGCAGCCAAACAGAAAUGAGAUGUGAAACGAGCCAACAGUUGACCAGCUAAAUUGGGGCUUCAACCUCCAGCCAGUUUCGUUCCAAUCUAUUACUUAAUGAGAAGCCGAUUGUUGCUGUUAAUUAAACCCGUUAUUUAAUUCCAUGGCUUGUUGCUGCUCUCAUUCUGCCACAGCAGACAUUUCCAAAACUUGAUUUUCUUGUUGGGGUGGCACGGUGGCGCAGUGGGUAGCGCUGCUGCCUUGCAGUUAGGAGACCUGUGGUUCGCUUCCCGGGUCCUCCCUGCGUGGAGUUUGCAUGUUCUCCCCGUGUCUGCGUGGGUUUCCUCCCACAGUCCAAAGAUAUGCAGGUUAUGUGGAUUGGCGAAUCUAAAUUGGCUUGGUGUGUGGGUGUGUGUGUCCUGCGUUGGGUUGGCACCCUGCCCGGGGUUGGUUCCUCCUUGUGCGCUGGGAUUGGCUCCAGCAGACCCCCAUGACCCAGUGUUCAGAUUCAGCGGGUUGGAAAAUGGAUGGAUGGAUGGAUUUUCUUGUUUUUAAUUAACACCGUCGAAACGUUUUGGUGAACACCGCAGAUCAACCUUACGGAGACGUUCACCUUUCCGAUACUGUGUGAUGGGCACAGGUGAGGUGGUCAUGUGGUGGCUUGUUUUGUGUCUCAUUGUUAUUUGGCUGCUAAUUUAGGAAAAAGAAACAAAGGGUCUGAGUCAAGUUAAUUAAUGUUAAGGCAAAAGAACUUAAUUAGCAGCAAAAACUGGUCACUAAUUAAGAAGAUGGUUAGACUGAAAACCUGAUGCCACUGAGGCCCUCUAGGACUGGAGUUGGACACCCCUGAUUUAGACAGAACUUCACCAAACAAAAGAGUCUGUAAACACUUCUUGACCACAUUGAGGGAGUUCAAAGUUCAAAGGAAGGUGGGCAGCUCAUUCUAGUGUGGACUGAGAUUUAGUACCGUGCAGAGGUGGCAUCACCAGACCAGAGUCGUCAAGAGUAGUCAUUAUAGGCUUGAGUAAAGCCACACCAAAGCACAAAAUGUCUGCCGUAUUCUUGAAUGUUGUCACAUAAUACAAUGUUGGUCAGUUCAUGUAAAAUCCAAGGAAUACCAUUUAUUUAUAAUAGUUAAAGGAAUACUCCACCCAAAAGUGAUUUUUUUGUAUAUGUUACUCACCCCAUGUAGUUCGUAGUGAUGGUCAAGAAAAAUGUGAAACCUUCUGCCUUAAUGGAGAACAGAGACCACAGCGUUUCUGAUAGAAUGGGAGCCAAUGGUGACCCACAGUGAACAACAGCAAACAAUUAGAGGAUGUGCCAACGUUGAGCCUGGUGCUCGCUGGGAUAGACUCCUGCUUUCCCAUGAUCCUUCUCAACAUAAAGGGGUUUAGAAAAUGGUUGAAUAGUUGAGAAUGUUAGUUUUUUUUUUUCAGCUUUAGUUGGCUUGAUGACAUAUUUGGAUAUUUGUUCCAGAUUGCUUUUGUAAAACCUACUGAGUCAGAUGUAUUGGAUAUCUACUAAUAAAAGUAGAUGAAAUCGUAGAGCUUACUUAACCAAGAGUUAGAAAAGCACGUCGUGCUUCAAAACGCCUAAUUUUUUUCCUUUAACAUCAGAGGGCACCUGAUGCUCGGCCACCUACGUCAAUUCAAGUUGCUGCCUUCUGUCGCACGGAGGAUGGAGUUGUGUUAUUACGUUUAUUUUACUAGCAAAGGUACUGCUUCCAUUUCUACCUCAAUUGUACGUGCAUUUAAAGAGCUGGUCUUUGUCCUGCUGAAUUUGUGUGGAGGUUUGGAUGGAGACAAUUUAAUCUGUAGAUGCAGCGCAAUAUUGGAUUUCUACUCAUGACACCUUUAACUUCAUGUACAAAACGUGACAUGUAGUUUGUACUGACGGGCGAUUUUAAUUUCAAGUUUUCAUGGAGAUAACAAAGUUUCUGAUUGGAUUGGAGUGAUGGAUAACAGCAAAGCAUAUCAAAAUCUAAAGGCUAGAAAGUUAACAUUAAUGUACUCGUAGGAUUCUUAACCAAUGAAUGAGGGAGAGGGGCGGGUCUUCAAUUCAAAAGCGUGACCCAUAUGUUGGUCUACUUUCAGAUUUAUUUAUUUAACAUUGUUUUAGUAAAAAAAAAAAAAAAAAAAAUACAUGUGGUUUGCAAGUUAUGAGCAUACAACUACAGUAGAUGACCACACCAGCAAUGUGACAUUUUUAACUAUUAGCGGUUGUCCAGCGUUGGUCACCAUAGACAGCUAUUCUAGCACAAGCUUUGUUAUCUCUGCUCUCUAUGAAAAUACAACAUUUAAAAACUCUUCUUGGCCAUCUAUAUUACUACACGACAGUUAAUUUAUGCACAGCGGACGCACCGAAGCGCAUGCGCACUGCGCCCCAGAGUCAAACGCUUAUGCACGGUGGACGCGGCGGAUGCACCGAAGCGCAUGCGCAUUGUGGCGCGGCACCCCAGAGUCAAAUGCAGCGGCUUCGCUUUAGUUCAAAUAGGGUUAUUGAAUUAAAUGGAAACUUUACCAUGCCUACGACCUGUGAACUAAACUUGAGGUAAAGCGUGCACGCCAGAUUCUACAGCCGCCCGAACGUGACCGCCCACACCACCACAUAUACGACGACACAGCCAUAAAAAAACAAAAACGAGACUGUAUGAAGAAAGACAAUAACAGAAGCGCAUUGACAUGAAGUGUCCCACGACGCACCCACCCUCCAUAAUAUUUCAUCACGAAGCGGCUUCCCACCGAGGCGCACGCCCCAGAGUCAAACGCAGCGGCUUCCCAGAGUCAGUAGGUGGCGCCCACACAACACAACCUGUACACUACACUUGCUCUAAUCCACUGUGCCAGUGAUAUAGAUCACAUAACAGUCACAGACUCUAACCCAGCGGCUUCCCAGACUCAGUGCCUGGCACACGGACACCACAACCUGUAAACUAAACUUGCUGUGCUCCACUCUGCCAGCAGUCAGUGUCAGCAAAGGCAACAGAAUCAUGUCUCCACAAAACGAAACCGCCUUAGUACAGAUAUGCUUAUUUAAUUAAAUGACAUUUCUCCAAACGCACCCACCCUCCAUGAUAUGUCAUCCAUCCAAAUCUCGGACGGAACAGAAACUGAUUGCCAUUCUUGGAUUUACGAUUCUCUAGAGAAUCGCGGGCUUACUUGUCACUACAAAUUACGUGGGUUAAGUAGCACCUAAGUAAUGCUAUUUUUGGGCGGCGUAUUACUUUAAAGCCAGGGUCCCCAACUCCGGUCCUGGAGAGCCCCAGUGGCUGCAGGUUUUCUUAACCGGUGACCAGUUUUUGCUGCUAAUUAACUCCUUUUCCAUUCAUUUUAAUUGACUUGUUUUUGAAGAUUUGUUCCUCUGAAUUGCUUCAUUUUUCUUUCCUUAAAUGGCACCCAAACAGAAAUGAAACAUGAAGUGAGUGAGCCAACAGAAGACCAGCUAAGUCAGGGUCUCAAACUCACACCAGUGGCUUCAUUAGGCGCCGAUUCUUGUCGUUAAUUAUAGUAAUCCCUCGCUAUAUCGCGCUUCGACUUUCGCGGCUUCACUCUAUCGCGGAUUUUUUAUGUAAGCAUAUCUAAAUAUAUAACGCGGAUUUUUCGCUGCUUUGCUUGAUUCUGCGGACAAUGGAUCUUUUUAUUUCUGGUACAUGCUUCCUCAGUUGGUUUGCCCAGUUGAUUUCAUACAAGGGACGCUAUUGGCGGAUGGCUGAGAAGCUAUCCAAUCAGAGCACGCAGUUAAGUUCCUGUGUGCUGAUUGGAUGAGCGACGGAGCACAGAAUUCGAUUCCACUGCGUUAACCAGGAAGUCUUGUCUCGCUCAUUCAGCAUUAACGUGCUCCUGCUACUGCUUCAGGGGCCGUGCCCAAGUGCCAACAGAAGAUGCUAACGAUUUCCGAAAAGGUAAAAGUUUUGGAUAUGUUGAAGGAAGGGAACAGCUACACCGCUGCAGGACGCCAUUACGUCAUCAAUGAGUCCACAAUUCUUUUUUAUUUAAAAAGGAGGAAAAUAAUAUAAGAUCUAUGGCCACAGUGUCCUUUAACCAGGGCGCAAAACGAGUUGUAAGUAGAUGUAAUAAGGCGGUAGUCCAGACGGAAUCUGCUUUAGGGAUUUGGAUUGAAGAACAACGGCGGUGCUACACAGUCGCCUGAAGAGGCUCCUUUAGAAGAGCUGUAACGCUCUCCUUUGUUGUGCAGUAAAAUUAAACUCAUUGUUAUCGGACAAGUCGUAGUGUCAUUGUUGGUGAGUAACAUAAUUAAUUUUCUACGUACUGUACUUAGUACAUGUACAUAGUUUAGUGUCACUGUACACACAUUUUACUGUAUACAAUUUUUCUUGCAUUGUACGUAUUUAUUGCUGGUGGCCUGUCUAUCAUAAUGGCUGUAACAUAUGUGAUAUCGGAGACGCUCGAUAUCUUUAAAAUAAUAUUUAGGUUUUACUGUAUAUAAACAGUGUGUUUACAGUACAUACAUAAUUUCAAUGAAUCUUACCUAAUAUGUAAGAGAAUACAAAGGGUUUAUGCUGUAUAACUGUGUGGGAAAUGUUUAUAAGAGUGUGGGAGAGUUUAUAAGGGCUUAAAAUAUUUAAAAAUAACCAUAUGAACAUUUGGUUUUUACUUCACGGAUUUUCACCUUUCUGGAAUGCAACCCCCGGGGUCGAGGAGGGAUUACUGUAAACCCGUUCUUUAAUUCCAUGGCUUGUUGCUGCUCUCAUUGUGCAAUAGCAGACAUUUCCAAACUUGUUGAUUUUCUCUUUUCUAAGAGUGCCGUUAAAAUGUUUUGGGGACCUGAGCAGAGCAACAUUCCUAAGACCUUCACCUUUCUUUAUUUUCUGAUAUUGUGUGAUGGACACCAGUUGUUUUGGCUCAUUUUGUAUCUCAUUAUUGUUUGGCAGCUAGUGAAGGAAAACGAAACAAUUCAAGCGCAAGUCAAUUCAAAUGUGGUGAUCGCCAAGGUCGGUUACUGUUUGGUACUUUUCUCAGAGGUUGGCAUUUGUGAAACUGAAAUACAAAUUUAAUUAUAAUUUGUCCAUAGGAUUUGUGUGUAAUGAGCUCACAACACUGGACGGUGAUGAGCUCCACCACAUUGGUUUACAGGAAAGUGAAGAGAAAAAUAGUAACAUUGCAUUUACUUGACAUAAAUCACGGACUGCCUGUUUGUUUUUAUAUACUCUAUACAUUUAUGUUUUUUUUUUAUUUUGAGAUUUUUCAGCUUUCUUCAGCAACUACACAAUUUGUAAUGUACUUGACCUUUGCAUACUCUGUAAACUGUUUUUCACUUAUGUAAUGAUUAAUAAAACGGAAUAAUCCUAAUAAUGCAAA
This is a messenger RNA of Erpetoichthys calabaricus (reedfish), 12472 nucleotides long. RefSeq names its product torsin family 3, member A (gene tor3a). Gene Ontology annotation, molecular function: ATP hydrolysis activity; ATP binding. Gene Ontology annotation, cellular component: nuclear envelope; endoplasmic reticulum lumen. The transcript has 6 exons. The coding region runs from base 407 to 1510 and encodes 367 amino acids. The record is from RefSeq and is a predicted model, not a curated record. Lineage: Eukaryota; Metazoa; Chordata; Cladistia; Polypteriformes; Polypteridae.